Messenger RNA from Staurois parvus, 1027 nucleotides. NCBI's taxonomy places the organism in Eukaryota, Metazoa, Chordata, Amphibia, Anura, Ranidae. The record is from the annotation of a GenBank genome assembly.
AUGCUGACCGUGAAGCUGCCCCAGCUCCUCAGCGUCCAUCAGAUGCCCCGGGUGUUUUGGGAAGAUGGAAUCAUGUCGGGGUACCGGCACCCAAAAAGCACCGCCCUGGAUUGCCUUCUCAGCUCCUUCCAAAUGACCAAUGAAACUGUGAACAUCUGGACCCACUUCCUCCCGACAUGGUAUUUCCUGUGGAGGUUCCUCCUGCUCUCCUACACACUGGACUUUCUGGGGGACCCAUACAAUUGGCCCCUCCUGGUUUACAUGAUGCUGAUCUGCCUUUACCCCUUCACCUCCAGCUUUGCCCACACCUUCAGUAGUAUGUCUGCCCACGCCCGCCAUAUCUGCUACUUCCUGGACUACGGAGCCCUCAGUCUCUACAGCCUGGGCUGUGCCUUUACCUAUGGGGCCUACGUCAUGCCUGACCGCUGGGUGAACGGCACCCUGCAUCGGUAUUACGUCCCCAUCGCGGCCUUCAACACCUUCAUCUGCACCGGCCUCUCCUGCUACUCCCGAUUCCUGGAGGUAGACCGGCCAGUGUUAAGUAAAGUCCUGCGCACAGUGGCUUUCGUGCACCCCUUUGUCUUUGACAACGUCCCCCUGUUCUACCGGCUCUUUUUUCUGCUACGGAGAAGGUUGCAACUGGAAUGAAGCCAUCCCUCUUCAUCUCUAUCACCUCUUCUUUGCUUUCUUGACCGGUUUCCUCUUCGCUUCUCAUCUUCCCGAAAGACUGGCCCCUGGUCGCUUUGACUACUUUGGCCAUAGUCACCAGCUCUUCCACAUCUGUGCCGUCAUGGGGACCCAUUUCCAGUUGGAAGCCGUGCUGACCGACCGGUUGUCUCGCAAGUCUUGGCUCAGCGUAUACUCCGAGACGGACUCGCUGGCGAUUACAUUGGGCGUCGUGGCCACUUCAGUGAUAGGAAAUGUCAUCCUCAUCUGUUUCUUCACAGCGACUUUGCUCUGGUCGCCUCAAGCCAACUCCAUUCUCCAAAACAACAUCCCAGGAGAGGCUAAAGCCAAGGAGCAUUGA